CACUCUCCCGAUCUCUCCUUCGCCUUUCCUCCGCCCAUCUGCCGCUCGACCACCCCAUAUCCGGUGGCGCUGCUGGACUCCACGUGUAACCGCCGCCCAGGCCAGCGAGCCCGCCUCCGCCCAGGUCCGGCGACGGCCUUGGACCUCCAGAAGGCCAUCUACAGCAAUUGCCGACCCAAUCGACCCUCGUCUUGUUCUGAUCUGAACCGUUUGCUGAAACAAUGGCGGAAAGUUUCCCCGAGGAUAUCUGGGUCGAGAUAUUCUUUAGGCUACCGGUCAAGUCCUUGAUGCUAUUCAAAUGCGUCUGCAGACGAUGGCAGUCUCUAAUAUCCGACCCGGGCUUCGCUAAGUCGCAUCUGCAAAGGCUAAAGGCAGGGGAUUUAAUUCCUAGUCAGAGAAUCAUCAAGAGCCACCUCCUCGGGCAACCCCUCAUGACUAUAGACUUUGAAGCUCUUGAAGGUGCCAUUAGCGAUGGACGUGAUUGCGAACCGGUAGAGCUUCAUUGUCCUCAUAGUCCACAUAAGGACUAUUCUUUCUGGAACGACUCUUUCAUCGUGGGUUCUUGCGAUGGCUUGAUAUGUGUAUUUGUCCGCAAAAGAUUUCUCAUAUAUAACCCGGCCACCAGGAUUUAUAGGGAGUUGCCCGGUUCCGAUUUUGUUGGAGAAAUUUACUUAUCCGAUGAAUUCGUAGGAUUCGGAUAUGACUCACGAUCUGAUGACUACAAAAUAGUGGGCGGCUUUGUCGAUUAUGGCAAUUGGGAGGUGGAAAUAUUUUCGCUCAAGUCCGGUUGCUGGAGAAGUAUACAAGUCCCGUUCCAGGAAGAAAGCCAUCUCAAAGUAAGUGGUCCAGGAGUUUAUUGGAACGGGGGCAUACACUGGUUCGUUGACUAUAGGGUUGCUCACAGGAGGCAGGGUGUGAUCAUGUCAUUUGAUUUGUCGGAGGAGAAAUUCCAUCGGGAGCUCCCGGUCCCUGAAGUCAAUGUGGACAUAGUCUUAGUGGGAAUCGGGAUCCACGGGGCCAGUUUGUUCAUAUACAACAGCCGCAAUGAUAGUCGCGUAGAGGCAUGGAUAAUGGAUGAGCACCGGAAAGGAGGAUCAUGGACAAAAUGGCUCAGCUUUUGCAUGCACCCCCCUGUGGUGGCCCCCAUGGCCUACACAAGGAGUGGGAAAAUUGUUCUUCGGAUGGAUAUGUUUAUGGUUUGCAUGAAUAUACGGAAUCUGAGGCCAAAGGAAGUAAAGCUGAUAUAUAGGAUGAAUAUGGAUGAAAUUGAGGAUAUGGAGCGGAUGGUUCUGUUCAAUCCGGAGGAUCGUAGUUGGGAGGCUUAUCCCAUAGAGGGGGAGCUUAUCGAACAUGCUAUCUAUUUGGAAAGUCUUAUUUCUCCCUAUCUUGGCAUUGAUCCAUCGAGAAUGUAG
Messenger RNA from Rhodamnia argentea, 1412 nucleotides. RefSeq names its product F-box/kelch-repeat protein At3g06240-like. NCBI's taxonomy places the organism in Eukaryota, Viridiplantae, Streptophyta, Magnoliopsida, Myrtales, Myrtaceae. Gene Ontology annotation, molecular function: protein binding. The transcript has 2 exons. The record is from RefSeq and is a predicted model, not a curated record. Bases 222 to 1412 code for a protein of 396 amino acids.